ACCGCACGUCGCCCAGACACGGGAGAUAAAUGACAGGCAGAUUUCGGCGGAUCUGAUGAAAGCUGAAGAAUUGUGUUGAUCUGAGUCUGCGGCGCCCAACGUACAACCAUGAGCUUCUCAUCGCUGCUUUCGCGGGGGGCGGCGGACAUCUUGGAGGAGCUGCAAGCCUUGACAGCCAAGACGAUGGAGAAGGUGGAGGUGACGAAGCAGUACGAGGUCAUCCGGGAGCUGGGCAAGGGGACGUAUGGGAGAGUGGACCUGGUCAUCCACAAGGCCAGAGGCACCAAAAUGGCUCUGAAGUUCCUGCGGAAGAAGACGACGAAGCAGAGGAGUUUCCUGCAGGAAUAUUGCAUCUCCCGCUACCUCUCCUCGUGCCCGUACAUCAUCGGCAUGCAUGACAUCGCCUUCGAGACCGAGGACUUCUACGCCUUCGCCCAGGAGUACGCCGUGGCCGGAGAUCUCUUCGAUAUUAUCCCACCGCAGGUUGGACUGUCCGAGCACACCACCAAACGCUGCAUCUACCAAGUGGCGCUGGCCUUGGAUUACCUCCACCACCGCAAGCUCGUCCACCGCGACAUCAAACCCGAAAACAUCCUCAUCUUCGACAAAGAGUGCCGGAAGGUGAAGCUCUCCGACUUCGGCAUGACCCGCAUGGCGGGGACGUCGGAGAAGCGGGUGAGCGGCACCAUCCCGUACACGGCUCCGGAACUUUGCGAGACCUCCAAGCACAGCGGGUUUGUGGUGGAGUACAGCAUCGACGUGUGGGCGUUCGGGGUCCUGCUCUUCUGCAUGAUGACCGGGAACUUCCCCUGGGAGAAGGCUUUGCACUCAGACUCUUUCUAUUACGAAUUCCUCCAGUGGCAGAAAUACAAAAACGCCAACGUGCCGUCCCAGUGGCGCCGAUUCACGCCGCACGCCCUGAAAAUGUUCAGCAAGCUGCUCUCCAUCGAGCCGGAGAAGAGGUGCGCCAUUAAGGACAUUCUCUGGUACUUCGGCAAGAAUUGGCUGAUCGGCAGGGAGGAGCCGCCGCCGACAGGCGACGCGAAAACCAACAACAACAACAACGACGCCGUCUAUGCCCACGCCAAACCGCAAGGUCUUCCGUUCCUCAGCGGCAGCGCUCUCGACAGCAAUAAAUCCGACACCAGCCCCAGCUUAUCGUUCUCUUCGUGCAGCAGCUACGAGGACGUUCCGAAAGACAGCAAUUCCAACAUGUUGGCGUCCACGCCCAUCGAGAUCUGCGUCUGAAACGCCUCCGCGCGACAUCGUACUUCAGCGACGGGCGGGUGACGUCAG
Messenger RNA from Nanorana parkeri, 1296 nucleotides. RefSeq names its product serine/threonine-protein kinase SBK1-like. The transcript has 4 exons. Lineage: Eukaryota; Metazoa; Chordata; Amphibia; Anura; Dicroglossidae. The record is from RefSeq and is a predicted model, not a curated record. Gene Ontology annotation, biological process: peptidyl-threonine phosphorylation; peptidyl-serine phosphorylation. Gene Ontology annotation, molecular function: ATP binding; protein serine/threonine kinase activity. The coding region runs from base 109 to 1248 and encodes 379 amino acids.